This is a messenger RNA of Rhagoletis pomonella (apple maggot), 3999 nucleotides long. It is a transcript of the gene kz, whose product is annotated as probable ATP-dependent RNA helicase kurz. Bases 141 to 3884 code for a protein of 1247 amino acids. The transcript has 5 exons. The record is from RefSeq and is a predicted model, not a curated record. Gene Ontology annotation, molecular function: RNA binding; ATP binding. Gene Ontology annotation, cellular component: intracellular anatomical structure; nucleolus. NCBI's taxonomy places the organism in Eukaryota, Metazoa, Arthropoda, Insecta, Diptera, Tephritidae. Gene Ontology annotation, biological process: maturation of SSU-rRNA from tricistronic rRNA transcript (SSU-rRNA, 5.8S rRNA, LSU-rRNA).
UUCUUAUCAGCUGUUUUGUUGUGCGCUGCCAUUUUUGUGUCAAAUUUUAAAAAGCUAUUGAUACCACGUGCCGCAGCUGGAAGCGAUUAAGCGGAAUUUAAUCAAUUUUUCAAGGAUAUUUUGUACAACAUUGCGUGAAAAUGGGUAAAAAAGUUUAUAAUGCGAGGGCGCGUCAAAAUCCUAAAACCGUAGUGGACAAUUCGGCGACGAAAAAUAUAAAAAUCGAAUGGGCUGAAGGCGCUGCAGAAGCAGGCACCGGCUAUGAUGACGCCAAUGCGCUGGUUUUACCCUCACAGAAGCGUGCCACCAAGGUGCAGGUGGAGAAACAACAACAUGUAAAAAUCCUCUCGAAGAAGCAACGUAAGCAUCUGCAGCAAAUUGUGGAUAAGAAGAAGAAGAAGGAAGGUCGCGCUGAGCUUUUGCAAGCCUUGGCUGGCGUACAAAUACCCGAGCAUGAGCUGAAGCAGUACACUUCCAUCAGCCAAGUGCAGACAGUGGGAGUUAAAAAGUUGCAAACGCUAGAAGAGGUACUGGCGAAGAAGCAACAGCGACAAACAGAGCAAGCAAGCAGCAAUGUAGUGGGGAAAAUUAGCGCAAUUAAAGGCGCGGCAAAGCGCAAGUUGUUAAUUGAGGAUGAAGAAGCGUUGGCGGCAAAGAGGCGCGACUCUAAUGUGAUUAGCCUGGAGGCAGACGACGACAGUGACAGUGGGAGUGAGAGUGAUGACGAAAGUGAAGUGGAUGAUGAAGAAAACAAUAUAAAUGACAAAGAUGCAGAAGAAAUGCAUGAAAAAAUUGAUGUUGAUGUUGCGAAAGAGGCAAUUCCCACGAAACUCGAAGAAGCGCCCUCAACGUCCACGAAGGUGACAGAAAAAGAAGAUUGUACGAAAACUGGCGCCACAAAAAAAGCCGAGAAGCCCAUUGUGCCGCCACGCCCCACCAUUUUUGUGCCCGUUCAUCGCGAUGCAGAAGUGCAGGCUGCUCGUCUUAAACUACCCAUCUUAGGCGAGGAACAGGAAAUAAUGGAAACAAUCAACGAGAAUCAAAUCAUAAUUGUCGCGGGCGAAACGGGUUCUGGUAAAACGACGCAAAUCCCACAGUUUCUUUACGAGGCGGGAUACGCGCUGAACAAUAAAAUGAUUGGCAUUACUGAACCGCGUCGUGUGGCUGCAAUCGCUAUGUCCAAGCGUGUGGCGCAUGAAAUGAAUCUAUCUCAGCAAGAGGUUUCAUAUCUAAUACGUUUCGAAGGCAAUGUCACGCCACAGACACGGAUCAAAUUCAUGACGGACGGAGUGUUGCUGAAGGAGGUCGAGAGUGAUUUUCUGCUGCACCGUUACUCGGUAAUCAUUUUGGACGAGGCACAUGAGCGAAGCUCCUACACCGAUAUACUGGUAGGGCUGCUGUCACGUAUUGUACCUUUGCGCCUGAAGCGUGGCGAUCCGCUCAAGCUGAUUAUCAUGUCCGCAACGCUUCGAGUGGAGGACUUCAUUGGCAAUACGAAGCUAUUUAAAUAUCCACCGCCACUAUUGAAAGUGGAAGCAAGACAAUAUCCGGUGACUGUGCAUUUUCAGCGGCACACCCCCAAUGAUUAUAUGCAGGAAGCAUACCGAAAAACAGUUAAGAUACAUUCAAAGCUGCCAGAGGGAGGAAUUUUGGUUUUUCUUACGGGUCAGCAAGAGGUAAACACACUGGUUCGAAAGCUGCGACGUACGUUUCCGUGCAUAAAGAAAGAUGACGCCAAGAAGGCUGGAGAAAAAGCCAAAAAAGUAGUUGAUAAGGCGCAUGUCUCUGAGAAUGAAGGUAUAGAAACUGUAGAGAUGUCAAAACAGUUUGCGGAAAAGUCAGAUCAGAUAGAAGAUGACGCGGAAGAGCUACAGGCCGAGCCUGCCGAUGACGACUUGGGCAUCGAAUUCGACAUGAAACGCGCUAUCCGUAGCGUGAAGAAGUCUAAGAAGAAGUUCAUGUCCCAAAUCGCGCUGCCAAAAAUCAAUCUCGACGACUACAAACUACCCGGUGAUGAUACAGAGGCCGAUUUGCACGAAGCGCACAAUAGCGAUUCGGAGGCCGAAAAUGGUUCGGAAAUGUCCGAAGAUGAAGACGAUUCAGAUGGGGAUGAGAAUACAGCCGCCCAUAUUGCCGCCACUAAGCAACCGCUCUGGGUGCUGCCUCUUUAUUCGCUGCUCUCGCCUGAGAAGCAGAAUCGCAUAUUCCAACCGCCGCCGGAGGGCUGUCGCCUUUGCAUAGUGAGCACUAACGUGGCUGAGACGUCGCUCACCAUACCGAACAUCAAAUAUGUGGUGGACAGCGGUCGCCAGAAGACGCGCCUCUAUGACAAAAUCACAGGUGUCAGCGCCUUUAUCGUCACCUACACCUCUAAAGCUUCCGCCGAUCAGCGUGCUGGACGUGCGGGUCGUGUCAGCGCCGGCCACUGCUACCGCCUCUACUCGAGUGCUGUCUAUAACUACGACUUCUUGGAUUUCAGUGAACCGGACAUUCAAAAGAGGCCAGUCGACGACCUCAUGCUGCAGAUGCGCUGCAUGGGCAUUGAUCGUGUUGUGAAUUUCCCCUUCCCCUCACCGCCGGAUACGGUGCAGCUGCAGGCGGCCGAACAACGCUUGGUAGUAUUGGGUGCGCUGGAACGUGUUGGCGAGGCGAAGGAUUGCAAAGCCCUGCCGCCGAUGGUCACCAAACUAGGGGAAGUUAUUUCGCGGUUCCCCGUUGCGCCGCGCUUUGGCAAAAUGUUAGCGCUUUCUCAUCAGCAAAACCUGCUGCCGUAUACUGUCUGCUUGGUGGCGGCACUAUCAGUGCAAGAACUUCUCAUGGAAGUGGGCUUGAGUGAGCAGACUGAAGAUGGCGACAACGCCAACGCAUUUGUGCGCAACAAGUGGCAGAAGAAGCGCAUCAGCUGGGCCGCUACGGGCAAUUAUCAGUUGCUGGGCGAUCCAAUGGUGUUGCUACGCGCGGUGGGUGCUGCAGAGUACGCCGGCUCACAAAGCAAACUUGCACAGUUCUGUGCUGAGAACGGGCUGCGGCCAAAAGCGUUGACCGAGGUGCGCAAAUUGCGCGUACAGCUCACAAACGAAAUUAAUUUGAACGUGACCGGCGUGGACUUGUGUGUAGAUCCGGCAAUGCCACCCCCCACAGAUGCGCAGGCACGCUUCCUGCGACAAAUACUGCUCGCUGGCAUGGGAGAUCGUGUAGCACGUAAAGUGCCGCUAGCGGACAUAGCCGACAAAGAGGAGAAGCGUCGCCUGAAGUACGCCUACAACUGCGCGGAUAUGACAGAACCGGUUUUCAUGCACUCCUCUUCGGUGCUGCGUGGCCAACUUCCCGAAUGGGUGGUCUACCAGGAGGCUUACGAAACGCAGCAUGGCGACGGUACAAAAAUGUUUAUCCGCGGCAUCACCGCCAUCGAUCCGGAAUGGCUGCUGCUAUACGCGCCGCUGCUCUGCAACGUACGUACAAUCAAAGAGGAGCCAAUGCCGCGCUACAAGCAGGCGGACGGCAAGGUAUAUUGCUUUGUGGACGCGACCUUCGGCAAGGCUGGAUGGGAGCUGCCUCUAACUGAGAUCGAAAUGCCGGCGGGCGAGAAGGCGUGCAGCUACUUUGGCGUUUUUCUGCUUGACGGUCAAGUCUGUCCGGCCUUGGCUGCCUACAAGGCGAAGUUGAAGGCUACGCCGCCCUCGCUCGUCAAGAGCUGGUCCAAUCUGAAUGAGAGCGUUGUGCGUUUCAAGCGUGCUCUCAUCAACAAGCAGAUAAAUACGUGCGAUAAAUUGCAUGCAGAGUGGAAUCGAAAUCCGAACUUUUUACUUGAUGAAUACCAAAAUAUGCUAUACAACGUCACGCUGGCUGAAUUGUCGCCUAAAUGGCCACCAUUGGAGAGCUGAAUGAAAAAAAUAUAUAUUAAUUAGUUAGUUAUGUAGAUGAAAAAAUUCUAUUAGUUAUUAACUUGAAAAAUAAAUGUUUGCAAACAAAUUUGUUUGUAUUGUAUAAUUUAUAAAA